AUGAACAAGGAUCUCAUUGUAAUUUACUAGAUCCAGUAUUUCAAAACUUUAUUGUCUCCACUCAGAAUUUAUUCUCCAAACUGUCCUCGGAUCCGGCGGAAGUUCGGAAGAAGGCGUUGGAAUACGGAUGCGACUUUUUGGGAGGCGAAUGGAAGAAUCUGAAAGCAGACGAUCUGGAGGUGACUCAGAUGACGUGAGCCGCCGAAUCCACUCCCUCUUCCGUUAUUACUACUCCCGUUCAGGGGCGGUCAGUCCAACCUGCUCUACCUGGUCUCUGCCUCCGAUUCUCAUUUCUCCCCGGAUACUCCCUCUCGAUUCCUCGUCCGUCUCCACCGCCAAUCGGCCGUCCAAGUGUUCACCGAUACCGUCGUCUUCUCAAUUAUGUCCGAAAGAGAUCUCGGCCCGAAACUGUUCGGAUUCUUCCGGGGCGGGCGCCUCGAACAGUUUCUGCCCAGCGAGACGCUCGAUCCGGACACUGUCUCCCUGCCAGAGUUGGAAUCUUUAUGAAACAGGGAAAAAAGAGAGAAUUUCCAGAGUGUCUCGGAAGAUCGGAGCCAUCUUUCCACUCCUGCAUUCGCUGAAAGUUCCCAUUCCGAAGAAGCCGAGGGCGAUCGAAAUGAUUCGGGAAUUCUUGAAAGAGUGCAGAGAUCUCGGGCAGACUUCCUUCAAGUUGGUGCCCGGAUCUGUUGAUUACGAAGGAAUUCCGGAAGAAGUGACUCUAGAUCGAUUGGAAAAGGAAGUGACGGAUUUCGAGAAAAUGUGCGCGCUUUUCGAUGAAACCGUCGUGUUCGCUCACAACGACCUUUGGGUGAAUCCGGUCAAACUUACUGCUUAACUGAUUCUUGCCUACUUUCAGUCCGCGAACAUUCUCCAGCUGAACGACUCGAAAGAGAUAGUUUUCAUUGACUUCGAGUAUUCUUCCUACAACUGGCGGUCCGUCUCUGCUCGCAUUCCCUUCCGAAUCCUUCCGUUUCAGAUCGUUCGACCUUUCCAUGCACCUCUCCGAAUGCGCCUUCGAUUACCGUGUUCCGUUCCCUCCGGGCGUCCACGUCGAUCAAAGAUUCUUCGAGAAUCACCCGAACAUCCAACUGUUCUGCUCUGCAUACGUGGAUACUCUGUUCCGAAUGAAACUGGACAAUCCGCAUCAGAAGUAUCCGAAAACCGACGAUAAAGAGAAAGAGACCGCCCGUCUCGUGCUCGAAUGCAAAUUCUUCCUCCCACUUGUCAACAUGCUCUGGGCAACGUGGUCUCUGAAGCAUUUAUGGGUGAGAUCCGGAACAAACACCUCACGGCAACAUUCUUAUUUCAGGCUGACAAUCAGGAUGACGUGGAUUUGGCAGUGGCGGCAAGCAACCGACUCUCCGUUUUCUUCCACUUCAAACCGCAAUCUGAGCAGAUCUAUGAACAACUGAAACACUUCUGA
Molecule: messenger RNA, 1423 nt
Organism: Caenorhabditis sp. 36 PRJEB53466
Lineage: Eukaryota; Metazoa; Nematoda; Chromadorea; Rhabditida; Rhabditidae
Source: the annotation of a GenBank genome assembly